Messenger RNA from Elaeis guineensis (African oil palm), 7272 nucleotides. NCBI's taxonomy places the organism in Eukaryota, Viridiplantae, Streptophyta, Magnoliopsida, Arecales, Arecaceae. The record is from RefSeq and is a predicted model, not a curated record.
UUCUCUUCUGGUUAGGUUGCUGUGGGCUCUGUCCUCCCGACUGCCUUAAAAUAAAAUAAAAAAGAAAGAAAGGGAGAAAGAAAACUUUUUUCUUGCUAAUUUCUUCUCUCCUCUCCGGAGAAGAGAAGAGAACGCCUCUCUCUCCCUCUCUCUCUCUGUGUGGAUCGCCAAGAAAGAAAAAUAUCGGAAGAAAAACCCUUCUGUCCUCGCGGUCGCGAUCUGGCCGACGUCUCUUGCCUCCCUCGAAAUCGAUCUCGGGGAUCCCGCGAUCGCCGUCUUCGCGCCUUCCGGCGUGGAUCGCCGCCGGAUUUUGGGGGGCGGGCGGGCUUGCGCCUAUCAGGGAGUGAUUCUAGAGUUUGGAUUCCGGAGUCCGGCUGCGGGCUUCCGGGAGGCGGUGGGAGGAGAGGGAUUUGAGCCGGGUGUCUUGUGUUGGGGGGUGGGGCGGGGUGGGGAGGGUGGGUGUUUAGGGGGCAUUGGAUGCCGUCGGUGAGGAGGAGGGAUGAAGGGAUGAAGGAGGUAUGGUUAGGGUUUGGGGGGAUGGAGGAGAACGAGCUCGAAGAAGGAGAGGCUUUCUCCGAGGAGGAGGAGGAGGACGACUCCUGCAUCGACCCCGACAUCGCCCUCUCGUACAUCGAUGAAAAAAUUCAAGAUGUAUUGGGGCAUUUCCAAAAAGACUUUGAAGGUGGAGUGUCUGCGGAAAACUUGGGUGCAAAGUUUGGGGGAUAUGGUUCUUUUUUGCCUACUUACCAGCGCUCUCCAUCCAUUCUGUCUCAAUCUAAAAGUCCACCAAGGGCACCAAACCACAAUGCUGCUAGAUCUCCCUAUGCCCCUUCAUUUGAGGGUACACGUAAGAAUCCUUCCAUCCAAAUGGGGUCGUCACACUCCACAAAUAACACUGCCUCAGCACCACCAUUGGGCAACUCAAGCAAAAAGGACAUGGGUAUGAGUGCACACAAUAAUGAGGAGCCCAUUCCCCAACAUGAUUCCGUGAAUAAACCAUUUAACGGCAGUGACCGGAAAACACUAAAGGUCCGCAUUAAAGUUGGCCCUGAUAACAUCUUGGCAACAAAUAAUGCUGCUAUCUACAGCGGUCUGGGCCUGGACGUGUCUCCAUCUUCAUCACUGGAGGACAGCCCUGAUUGGAAUGGAGGGCUUUCCCUUCAGUCUCAUCACAUGCCUGAUGAAUCUCCCAGGACCAUUCUCCAGAUGAUGACAUGCUCUCCAGUUCCUGGGGUUAUUUUGCUUUCACCUCUUCAAGUUAGUCUAUUCCAGUUGACAGAAAAAGACAGUGCUUUCAUUAAAAAUAAAAUGGGCAUGCUGUACGAGGGCAUUCCUGAUAAGUGUGCAGUUUUAGGUGAUUUGACAUUGCCUGUGAUAGAUGUCAAAGGUUACAAUGAAAAGAAAAGGAAGUCUAGUGAAAAGAGAGGGAAGUCCACGGAAAUAAAGAAUUUAAGAGACAAAGAUGACAUACGCACAAUUUUGAAUAGGGAAAUUGACAUUGAAACCCCAUCAGGACAAGAGCUCGUUUCUGAUGCAUUGAAUAUACCAGUGUUAUCUGCUUUGAAGGAUGCUGAUAGACAAGCAGAAAGGCAAGUAGUUAGGGAUUCGGUGAAAGGUGUCGCUGGGAUGUUGGAUCACUUGAAGGAACCAAAGAAGAUAACAGUGAAGGAGAGAAUGCCCUCACCUGAUUUAGUUAGGGAUAAACAAAUGGAGUCAACGGAAAGCAUGGAAAAUAAUGGAGUUGCCAAUUUAGGAAAUGAAACAACAUAUUCAAAAGGGAAACUUAACUCAAAAACAAUUAUGGCAGAGGAAGACUUGGAAGAACAAAACACAAGUAGCCAUAAGGGCACUUCAUUUGAUUUGCAAAGGGAAGACAGAAGCAAAGUUGAGAAAAGUUAUAAUCUAGUUAAUGCCAAUCCUAAUAUAGUUAAGGGGAGGAAGGAGCACAUGGCUGGACCAGUAAAUCACAUUAAACAGAUUUCUUCUCAAAAGGUUACUUCAUGUGAACAAGAAGGAGAAAAGAUAUUCCAAGGAAAGAACCAGUUAUUUGAGGGCAAAAGAAAGCUGAAGGGAAGCCAAACUGAUGCAGCACCACUUGUGGAGUUAUCAAAGGAUAAUCUAAGCAGUCAAUCUUCUGCAUCAUCAAGAGAAAAGAAGAAAAACUCUCGUACAAAACCUAACCAUUCUGAAAAGAAGUCCAAAGUUUCAAAAUCCCGUAUGGAUUUGAGUAAAGGCUCCUUUACGGAAUUUCGUGAUGAUGCCACAGGUCAUGAUGUAUAUCAAGAACAGCUUGAGGGUGGAACUGGUUUGCCAGAUUUUCAUGACAAAGAUAAGCUAAAGGUUCAGAACUAUGAACACGAGAAGGAGCCCUUUAUAUCAAUAGAACCAUCAAAGGGGAGGUCAGGUGUUAAAAAGGUUGAUGACCCUCCAGUCUCUGAUGUUUCUGUUAAUAAGUCUGCAGCUAUUGCUUUGAUGGGCAAUGCCCCAGCUUCAGGUGCAGCCACUGCCACCCAUGCUCCUGUUGUUAUAGAGGAAAAUUGGGUAUGUUGUGAUAUAUGCCAGCAAUGGCGCCUCUUACCCUACGGGACCAAUCCUGAUCACCUCCCUAAGAACUGGCAAUGUAGCCUGCUCAGUUGGCUGCCUGGAAUGAAUAGUUGCAAAUUCAGUGAAGAGGAAACAACAAAAGCUCUAAAUGCACUCUAUCUGAUACCUGUCCCUGAGACUGGUGCUAGUUUGGAGGGCCAUCAUAAUGUUGCUGCAUCAAACAUUACUUUAAACCAUGCUCUGCAUCUCAAUCAAAAACUCGAACAUAAUAUGCAAAGUGUGCCUGCUAUUGGGAAGAAAAAGACUGGCCCCAAGGAUGUGUCUAAUGUGCUAAAUCGUUCAACUCAAGUUUCAAAUCCUGUGAAAGGGAAGCAACUGGCCUCGAACAACAGUAGAAGUCUGAAUGAUGUUAACCAGUAUGUUUCCGAAACAAACUCAUCUGACAAAGCUGGCCUCAGCCAUGCAAGCAAAUCAAAUGAGUUCACUGCAGAGAAGAAAAAACAGAAACAAAAGGGGAAGCACAAAAAUCUGGGCUGCUAUUCAAAUGGAGGUGAUAUUAUUGAAAGAAGCGAGAAAUAUUCGAAACCAAAAAGCAAGAGAGAGGUUGAUCAAAAUGAUUUUAUAGCAUUUAAGAAAAUCAAGAAAGAAGGUUCACAUUAUCCUGUAAAAGAUUGUUAUUCUGACCAUGAUAUAGCUGGAAAAGCAGGUACGUACAUGGUUAAUGGUCUGUCAACUAAGGUGGUUCAUGAUCUUCGGAAACAUGGUGAUGUUUCUUUGUCCAAGGACUUGAGGUGUAAGUCCAAAGGCAGUUUAUCUUCGUCAUCUAAGAGGUUGAAUGAUGAAGUUCAGUUUCUUCCAAAUGGGGAGAUUAAAGAACAACUCAGUGCAUCAGAUGUGGAAAAAUCCAAGAAACUGGACCUUACUGCUAAGAAGAGAAAGCUGAAGGAGUGGCAGGAUGAUCAGCACAAUCAGGAGGGCCAGGCUACUGUUAAAGAAGUAUUAAGUGAAACUGAGAUGUUAAGGAAAGGUAGGGUUUUAAAGUCCGAGGGAAAGGAGUCCAGUACAGGGAGGAUGGACAAAAAAGGUUCCUCAACAAGAAUUGACUUGCCUGCUGGCAGAGAGCAUCUAUCCGAUGGACUUGAUGAGGAGGGCAGAUAUGCUGCUGGAAAAGUACAUCAGUUGGGGCUGUGUCAAGAGAAUGCAACAUCUGGACAGGUGUUGGAUUUUGUUGAUCCCUUGAAGAGGGACAUCGCUUAUGCACAGGCUUCUACAGCAGCUACUUCGAGUUCUUCAAAAGUUUCAAGCUCCCACAAAAGUAAGGCCAACUUUCAGGAAACAAAAGGCUCUCCUGUAGAGUCAGUUUCUUCAUCUCCAUUAAGGGUUUUAAAUACUGAAAAGCUUUUUAACAAAACAAACUCAGUGGUAAAGGAUGAUGCUUUAAAUGUUGGUUUCUCAGACCUGGGGAGCCCCAAAAGAUGUUCAGAUAGUGAAGCUGAUGGUGGAAGCGACCAUUCUGGAAAAUGUAGGAAGGAGACAGCUUGUUCCACCGAACAACGACAUAUUGAAAAUUAUAGGGCAGUGGAAUCUGGAGUUCAAAAUCCCGUGAGAGGGCCAUUUUAUCAUCAGGAUAGAGAAGCAAAUAAGUUGCCUGGUGGCAAAGCUGCAGUUGGGAUGCAUUUGAAAAGGGUUAGCCAUGAUGGUCUCUCACCCACCGAAUUUGAAGAGAUUAAUGUGGUGAAUGCUACUAGGGCUUUUAUGGAUCAGCACGGUGAAUAUCCUCAUGGACAUCCAUAUAAAGAUGGUAUUCAAGAUUUAGAAAAGCUGAAUAAACACCACCAGGUAAAUGGUUCUGGUCAACAGAAGUCCAGUAAGAACUCUUCUUCACGGUUCAAUGAGAGACACAGGAGCUCUAAAUCAGACUUGGAAAAUGGUAAGCUUAAGGUUUCUGGCUUGUCUAGUGGAAACAAGGAUUCGUAUGCUAUGAAGAGUGGCAGUGGCUGCCAACAGACGGUUGACCUUGAUUCUCAUCUGCAUCCUACCUACCUUGAAGAUCUGAGGGAUAGAAAUUACAAUUUCCCGGAGAAGGAUGAGAAAGAUUUCUCAGGGAAGAAAGGCUCUGCCACAAGAUGUUCUGCUGGUAAGAGAGAUAAUGGAAUACAAGAAAAUUUGGAUAUUCAUGGUCCUUCUGUGCUUUAUAAUCAGUGCAAAGAUCUUGACUCAAGAGUUGCAGUUCUAGGAGCUAGAUGUAGCAAGUCCAAUAUAGAGGAUGACCUACAACUGGCAUCUUCUUACAAUAAUGAAAAGCCAUCAAAUAGCAUCAUUUCUAAUCUAAUUGAUCAGGGGGAACUGCCGGCCAAAACAGGGAAAGCACAUUUAAUUUUGUCUUGUGGAGAUAAACAAGAAACACACAGUCGGGGCCCUCAAAACUCUUCACCUGUCAAGGGAAGCAGGUCAGAAUUACCCUCCAAGGAUGCAGGAAAUACUGGUGCAUCAAAGGCAAUCAAACAGUCUAGACAGCCUGAUAUCCAGAAUGGGGUGCACCACAAUAGUUUGAGGCAAGCCACCCCAAAUGGUCCUGACACUUCAAGUCCAAUUCGAAAGGAUACCCAUUCUACUGCAAAUGCUGUCAUGAAAGAAGCGAGAGAUUUAAAGCAUACAGCUAAUCGUUUGAAGAGUGAGGGACUAGAACUUGAAAGCACAAGCCUAUACUUUCAGGCUGCCUUGAAGUUUUUACAUUGUGCCUCUCUUAUGGAGCCUCUCAGUUUUGAUAGUGCAAAACAAGGGGAUGCAUCCCGUUCAAUGCAGAUGUAUUUUGAAACGGCAAAACUCUGCGAAUUUUGUGCCCAUGAAUAUGAGAGAUGCAAAGAAAUGGCAGCUGCUGCUUUAGCAUACAAGUGUGUGGAAGUGGCCUAUUUGAAGUCUGCAUACUACAAAUAUCCCAGUGCGAGCAAAGAUCAACAUGAGUUGCAAAGUCAGAUUCUUCAGCCAGGGGAGUCGCCAUCCUCUUCUUCUUCAGAUGUUGAUAAUCUAAACAAUCAGGCUACAUUAGGUAAGGCUGCAUCAGCCAGGGGUGUCAAUUCUCCUCUCAUUGCUGGCCCCCAUGGUAUAGCUGCUCGCAGUCAUCCUCAUGUCAUGCGGUUGCUCAGCUAUACAAAUGAUCUAAAUUGUGCGUUUGAAGCGACUAGGAAAUCACAGAUUGCUAUUGCUGCUGCCAGUGUCAGCCUGGAAAAGGAGAGGGCUGAUGGCGUGUCUAAUGUGAGAAAUGCUCUCGAUUUCAACUUUCACAAUGUAGAAGGACUACUGCAACUUGUACGGUUUUCAAUGGAGUCUAUUGGUCGCUAGGUGUUCGAAGACAGAGGAGACAUUGUCCAUGUGAAUAGAAACAGUAUAUCAUGUUCCUCUGCUUUAUCCUCUGCUAUGCUGGUUUCAAUGCGGUGAAAAUGCUGGACUAGUUUUCAUCUGAGUUUCUACAAUAGCAUGCUCUUUCUUUCAAAAGGGAUUGGAUUUCUCAGUCUUGCAUCCUGUAACAUGUGUACAGAAAGAUCAGCUUGCAGUCUUUGCAAAGUAUUCUUUGCAGCCUUUGGUAUUUUAGGCAUGGAAAAUGGCUUAAAUUUUUUGCCCCUUGCCCAAUCAUUUAUAGAGAGGUGGCAGGUGUAAUGCAUUUCUUGUUACUCUCCCUUAGCAAUGAGAUGGAAAUCAUGCUAUAGACGUGGGUUGUUUCACUUGCUUUGUUCGUGGAUUCAAAAUCUAUUUGACAGCAGAAAGAUGGUGGGAAGUGGUGCAAGCAUGAAUCAUUUUCCAUCAAGCUCAAUUUGGUAUGAAGUGCCCAAUAUCACCUUGUUUAAAGUGCCAUGAAGCUGAAUACAAACUUACGUUGCAUGUCAUGGUUUUUCUAUUAACUUUUGUUUAUAUCCAGUAUCAGAACAUGUGAUGUUGGAUGGGGCAGACUGCUACCAAGCAAUUGGCGUGUAUAAAGACAUUUAGUUUGUAUGUUUUCUGACAUGAAGCUUCUGUUUCUGACCUCCCUCAAAAAUAGGAAAUUUGUUAAAUAUUAAAUCGUUAUGCUAACAUAAGGUGGGGAGUAGGAAUAUUUUUGUUGGGUUCUAGUUGCUGUCAGGCUUCAGACAAAGCUUCAACAAACUUCGUUCUACCUGGUUACACUGAACAACAUGUUAAAGAUUUCACAAGCAGUAAUAUGCAUUCAUAUUGGAGAGACAGGAAGAGAUGAGAAAGUUUUUUAUAAGGACGAUAUGGUGAUGGAAAAACCAGGGAGAACACCAGAUAGAAGAGGAAAAAAAUACUUGAAAAGAAUCAAAGAAAACAAAAUGCUUGUUCAAGGGGUACCUGUGUACAUUCUCAGACCAACGAUAACUUUCUACCAGAAUCUUUGUUGGUCAGAUCGUAUUCUUUAUUUUGGAGAAAAGAACCCUUAUAUUCUCCUCUUUCUAAAUUUUGCUAGAAAGCCUUAUCUCCCCAUGUCAAUAGUUUGUUCUUUUGAUUCACUGAUAGUUUUGAAAUAUGUUGACUAAAAUGCUUGAAGAAUGUCCGCACAAGUGGAACUGUGUGACCUUGUAUGGAACUGCUUGUACAAUUUGCUGUUGGACAGCGGAUUAUUUCAUCUCCAAUCAUUGGAGAUUUAUGAAUACUUUAACGACAUCAUUAUGUAUACUAAUAAUUUUGCAGAUUUGAGUGAAUAAGUUGUAAGUGAUGGAUAUUUUGUUGAGUAAA